AUCCUACCUGCGCAUGCGCGAGCGAUGCACCUUAUCCUGCGGGAGCCGUUUCAUCUGACAGACAAAUUUAUUUUUAAAAUUAGCCUCAUAAACAUCAACAUUUUGAUAUGAUUGCCAUCGAAAUGGCUCACAGGAUCGACGAUGCGCCUUCCUGAGCUCUAAUUAUGACAGAAGAAGCGUUUUAAUCGGCGCGAGGAUCGAUGGAGACUUUAAUGUCAGAUUUGAACCGCUGAGGUGAAACUCUGAUGAAUAAUGCCUGGGAAGUUAAAGGCGAAGAUUGUUGCCGGGCGGCACCUGCCUGUCAUGGACCGUGCCAGCGAUCUCACGGACGCCUUUGUAGAGGUGAAGUUUGGAAACACAACAUUUAAGACAGAUGUGUACCCCAAAUCCCUGAAUCCUCAGUGGAAUUCAGAGUGGUUCAAAUUCGAGGUGGAUGAUGAGGAUUUGCAGGAUGAGCCGUUGCAGAUUACUGUUCUCGACCAUGACACAUACAGUGCUAAUGAUGCCAUAGGAAAGGUGUACAUCGACAUCGAUCCACUGCUCUGCAGUGAAGCUGCUACUGUCAUUUCUGGCUGGCUUCCAAUCUAUGACACUAUACAUGGUAUAAGAGGGGAAAUCAACGUUCUGGUGAAGGUGGAUCUCUUUAAUGACUUGAACCGCUUCAGACAGUCAUCAUGUGGGGUUAAAUUCUUCUGUACAACAUCCAUUCCUCGAUGUUACCGGGCCAUUAUGGUACAUGGUUUUGUAGAAGAGCUUGUGGUAAAUGAGGAUCCAGAGUAUCAGUGGAUCGACCGUAUCAGAACCCCUCGUGCAUCCAACGAGGCCAGACAGAGACUCAUCUUUCUCAUGUCAGGUGAAUUGCAGAGGAAGAUUGGUCUGAAGGUGCUAGAGAUGGGAGGGAAUGCAGUGGUGGGGUACCUACAGUGUUUUGACCUUGAAGGAGAAUCAGGCCUUGUGGUUCGUGCCAUUGGGACAGCCUGCACACUUGAGAAAAUCAGCACAUUCCCUGCCACAGCUACACACCCCAGCAACUCCUCUCCUUCAAAAGACAUGAAAGAGCCAGUGUUUGGGGAGGAGGCCCCAGGGGUCCCAUUAUCCUCAGGACCCCCCACUCCUCUGAGAGCACAAACCUUCUCCUCCUUCUCCCCAUCCAAGUCCUACAGUCGCCAGUCCUCCUCCUCUGACACCGAGCUCAGCCUAACCCCCAAAACCGUGGGGAUAUUUCUGUGUCCCAGUGCUCCUGCCCUUGAGUAUGAAUCAUCUCCCCUCCCCUCUGCCCAUCUGCCCCUUCACUUACGGCCAAGGAUGGCUUCCAUGAGUUCAACUCCUCCCCCAUUCCAUGUCAGCCAAUCAGACUCAGCCAUGCUGAGAAAGAGUGUGUCUUUCAGUGAGGAACUGUUGCUGGCGGCCUCUGGAAUGGGAAGUGGUGGCAGUGCAGGAAAGGAUGCAGGGCCCCUUAAAGCUCUUUUGAAGCAGCAGACCCAAUCAGCACUGGAGCAAAGAGAAUACCCUUUCUUCACAUUGACUGUCUUCCCUCCUGGAUUUCUCCUUCAUGUGGGAGGCGUGGUCAGUGCGCGCUCAGUAAAGCUUCUGGAUCGAAUCCACAACCCAGCCUUGGGUAACACCAGAUCAUACAAACUGCUAGACUGGAAUAGUUUCACUGCAGACGAGCCGGAGACAAGGGAUGCGUGGUGGGAGGAGAUCCGUCAGGAAAUAAAGUCUCAUGCCAAAUCUCUUGGCUGCCACGCUGUGGUGGGCUACAGCGAGUCCACCAGUAUCUGCGAGGAGGUGUGUAUUCUGUCAGCGUCGGGCACCGCAGCGAUCCUCAGCUCCCGAUUCAUGCAGGACGGCCCUCUGGACACCGAACUCAGGUUGUCACAGCAACCGCUUUGUGUCUUUUCUACAGGGUCAGAGAGGGUCGAGGGGGAUAUGGGUAGUUCAGCCUCGCUAGGAUUUGAGGAGGUGGUGUCCCCUGGCUGUGGGUUUUGCCACAUACCGUACGAUGAGUUGAAUAUACCAUUUCCUGCCCAGCUUACCUAUUGCUACUGCUGUCGCCGCUACAAAGUGCCCGACGUCCUCUUCACAACAAUCGACCUGCCUACUGAAGCCAGCGUCACCGGGAAGGGCUGCCUGAUUCAGGCCAGGCUGUGCAGGACUAAAAAGAAGGCCCAGGGAGAAGUGAACGCCAUGGCCAUUAGUAAUCUUCUGCCAUUUCUAGAGUACGAGCUCCACACACAGCUGAUGAACAAAUUGAAGCUACGGGGCAUGAAUGCUUUAUUCGGGCUACGUAUCCAAAUCAGCGUGGGAGAGACCAUGCUUCUAGGAUUAGCGUCUGCAACAGGAGUUUAUCUGACAGCUUUACCCAGUCCCGGAGGAAUCCAGAUUGUGGGAAAAACUCCCAGUGACAUCACAUAUGAACAGCACAUCUCUAAUAUGCAGAAGAAAAUCAAUGACACCAUUACUAAAAACAAAGAACUGUAUGAAAUCAACCCUCCUGAGGUUGUGGAAGAGAUCAUUGGUUCGCCGAUCCCUGAGCCCCGUCAGAGGUCUCGUCUCUUUCGUUCUCACUCAGAGAGCUCAGAUGAUGUGUCAGAAAUAGACUUAUCCCAUGGGAAGAAGGAUGCCUUUGUGUUGGAGAUUGAUGACACGGAUGCUGUGGAGGAUAUACAUGCCCUUCUGACUGAUUCCCCCACCCCAGCAGGAUUCUACAGCUGCAACACUGAAAUCAUGCCUGGGAUUCAGAACUGGACUUCAGCUAUACAGAUGUUUACCUCCGUGAGGGUCUUCCGCCUAAACGCCAACUUGACCAAUCAGGGACUGAAUAAGAUUUUCAGUGACCUCUGUGAGAACCUGCUUAAGAGCUUGUACUUCAAACUGCGGUCCAUGGUCCCAUGCUGUCUUUGUCACCUGAACUUCACAGUAGCCAUACCUGAAGAUGAGCUUAUUCAGGUGGCGGUGACAGCUGUGGCAUUGAGCUUUGACAAAGUGCAGACUUUGGAAAAUGGCAAACAAAGUGGGGAAAAGACACCGAUAAAGGCCAUAACAGAAAAUGACGAGCAGCUUCAGUUCAAUCUGGAGCUCAAUGCUGAAACAUCUUCUUCUUCCAUCUCCCCCAAAGGUCUGUCAGAGGUUGGCAGCCAUCCAUCAGCCAGAGCCCCCUCAGUUGAUUACAGUUCCUUUGCAGACAGAUGCAGCUCCUGGAUAGAGCAGCUUAAACUGAAAGCUCACACCAUAAGACGCGGAUCGGUUAAAACAACAUCAUCUAUGGAGAAGGCCAGCCCGCUGCCUGAAGGUCGCUCUCGUUCUCUUCGGUCAAAUCGUUCCUACUCGGGCAGUUCUGUCGCAGUGGUCAAAAUGACCCCGCUCUCCUUCAUUCCUGGAGCAAAGAUCAUCAAAUACCUUGGCAUCAUCAACAUGUUCUUCAUUAGAGAGACCUCCUCACUCAGAGAGGAGGGAGGUGUAAGUGGGUUCCUGCAUACGUUUAUUGCUGAAGUAUUUGCGAUGGUUCGCGCCCAUGUCGCUGCACUCGGAGGAAAUGCUGUCGUCUCUUACAGCAUGAAGGAGUGUGUGUUCAUGGAGAACCCGAACAAGAAUCAGGCGCAGUGCCUAAUUAAUGUCAGUGGGGAUGCUGUUAUUUUUGUCCGAGAAUCUGAACUCGAGUUGACUUCGGUACAGCCACAGUCAGCCACAACACAGACCUCCAACGGCGGGGAAGGAACGUGAACACACAUACACACACCGACAAAUUCUCAAGUAAACAAGUCUUAGCAUGAACCAUGCCAUUUGAAGCAGUUCAUGCUGAAUCUACCAACCAAAUCUCCAAAAAGAAGCAAAAAUCUAGACCUUAUUGAUUAGUUUUCCCAAGUGUCAUGUUUUAGACCCUUUAAAUGGCCAAUAUUUUUUUUUAUUUCAGAAUAUAAAAAAAUUCCUCCAUCGGAAGCCUUUCAGAAAGGAUGUCUGCCAUGUUUCUAUGUAUUGGCCAUUGUUGUUCACAUUCCAUUUUGUCCAGAUGUGAUGGAGGCAGCUACCAAAUUCAAAAGGUCUAAAAAAAUGCAUCUUUUGUGUUCGCAAAGAGUGUGUAAAUGCGUCAACGACUCUCUAAAUGGCCAUGUUUUGUAUUUAAAUAAAGGUAUAAACUACUGAUGCACUCACAUGGACAUCCAGUUCAUGAUUUUGAAUACUGGUUUCAAAUAAGACACUUCCUGUCAUCUCUUACUGAUCUCUUUCAAAUCAUGUCAUAUGCUGGAAAUGUUUGUUUGCUUUUCAUGUGCCACAAUGUAUGCUUUUAUUUAAACGUAAUGUUUGGGUCGGACUUCUGCAAGGCCGGUCCGAUUCUCUUGCAUGUGCAAUGCCAGUUAAUCAUAAGAAAAAGAAGAUAUUUUAAGGUGGAGUUGUCAUUCACCAUGGACUGACAUUUGAAUGUACAGAUGAUGGGUCUGGAUAUGAAGGUGGACGACUCUGCUAUUGUGUGGACUGACUUAAUGCUGUUAUUUUGUAUGUGUUUGCCUGAGGACAAAUCUAAAUUGCGCAUUAAUAUAAUUGAAUAAAACUAUUAUUGCUCUGA
This is a messenger RNA of Carassius auratus (goldfish), 4564 nucleotides long. Its product is annotated as C2 domain-containing protein 5-like. Lineage: Eukaryota; Metazoa; Chordata; Actinopteri; Cypriniformes; Cyprinidae. Gene Ontology annotation, biological process: protein localization to plasma membrane; positive regulation of D-glucose transmembrane transport; intracellular protein transmembrane transport. Gene Ontology annotation, cellular component: plasma membrane. The record is from RefSeq and is a predicted model, not a curated record. The transcript is spliced from 29 exons. Gene Ontology annotation, molecular function: calcium ion binding; calcium-dependent phospholipid binding. The coding region runs from base 253 to 3723 and encodes 1156 amino acids.